Messenger RNA from Danaus plexippus (monarch butterfly), 2323 nucleotides. It is a transcript of the gene Y-e, whose product is annotated as protein yellow-like. The transcript is spliced from 8 exons. The record is from RefSeq and is a predicted model, not a curated record. Bases 152 to 1384 code for a protein of 410 amino acids. Gene Ontology annotation, cellular component: extracellular region. Lineage: Eukaryota; Metazoa; Arthropoda; Insecta; Lepidoptera; Nymphalidae.
UUUAAAUCGUAGAGGGGCAAAUGUAUUCAAUGUGCGUGCGUUUGACUUGCAGUAUAGUGCGGGCGCCGCGGACGUAAGCCGCGAUUAUUAUAAGUGCGUUUUCAUUGUUCGGUUCGCCGGUUUGUUCUCGACGCUGAGUUCCUAGACAAAAAUGAAGGUUCGAACCAUAGUGUUAUGCGCGUGCAUAGCACUCACCAGCGCGACACUCGAGGUUGUGAACCAAUGGAGUCUCAUGCAGUUCGACUUCCCACCUGACCCGGUGCUUCUGGAAAAAUUCCAACCAGAGAACACCGUGCCGACUGGAUUGGAGAUCGGUUGGGAUCGGCUUUAUCUGGGGAUUCCUCGUCUCCGGGCCGGGGUCCCUGCCACAUUAGCCUGGGUGCCGCGGUCUCUACCGCCAGGCGUCAGUCCAGUAUUGCAGGCCUACCCUGACUGGUCAUGGCAUUCAGCUGGGCGAGGUGACAUCAAUUGCACCGGAUUAAUUUCGGUGUAUCGCGUGAGAGCCGAUCGCUGUAACAGACUGUGGGCCCUGGACGCCGGAGUCAUCACGAGUUUGGACGACUUCAGAAGAGUGUGUCCUCCAAAGAUACUCAUUUUCGACAUGACUACAGACCAACUGGUGAGGAGCGUGUAUUUCCCGAGAGAGCUGUUACGACCGGCGUCUCUACUCACAAAUAUUGUGCUGGACGACACGAAAUCUUCAAAUUCAAGACAUUCAGCUAACUGUGAUAAUAUCUUCGCGUACAUUUCUGACACAGUAGCUCCUGGCAUAAUUGUUUACGAUGGAAGACGUGAUAACGCGUGGCGCGUCACACACGCCUCCAUGUACCCAGACCCUGACCUUGGAGAAUAUGACAUCGGAGGUGAAAAAUUCACACUGAUGGACGGUGUUGUGGGCCUUUCACACUCACCAGCUCAAGGGCUCCUAUACUACCAACCUUUAGCUACUGAUAGAUUGUUCAGUGUGUCGACAGCUGUAUUGGCAGCAGGGCCUCCAGCAGAAGGCCAGGACUUGCCCGUUAACCUGGUGGGGCGUAAAUCUUCCCAAGGUCUAGGGGUUGCAGUAGAUCCACGGGAUGACACCAUUUUUUUCAGCCCCAUGACCGAAACAGCAAUCGCCGCUUGGAACCCCAUCACCAACUCGCACAGAGUUUUGGCCCAAGAUCCAGAAAAGUUACAGUUCUGUGCCGAGGUGAGGUGGGCUGAACGUGACAACGGGAACGUUUGGGCACUGUCAACGAGAUUUCAUAAAUUCUUCAAGAGGACUGUUUCUAAACACGAGAUAAACGUGCGCAUCUUACGUGUGGUGGAGACGUCCUACGGGUACGUGCCGCAGCCUCACGUACUGCGGCGAGCGGCUAACUUCACACCAGCUGUCUAUUAAUAUGUCUCUUUAUAAAAUGUCUUAUAAAAGAUUUAUAUACAAACUUUUUAACCUAACGUCGCAAAGACAUAUACCUUAAAAAUUAACAAUAGGUUUUAGGAUGAAUCGAUUGAAUGUAAUAUGAAAAUAUAAUAAUAAUCUUAAUAACAAUCCAAGCACUUUACCCAUAAAUAAUUUGUUUAAAUAAUCGAUUCAUUUUAAUAACUUUUUAAACAAAAAAGUUAAAUAAGCUCUUAUGAUCAUUCAAAUUCAUUUCCCCUGUCGUAUUAUUUUUAAUGGAAUUUCUACAUUUCCUUAUAGUAUAUGAAUGUGUCUGUACAUCGUGUAAAUAUUAUAUUGUCAUGCAUCUUUUAACCUUCAAUUAACAUAAUUAGAUCUAAGUAGCUCUAAAACAAACAAAAAUAUAGCCAGUUGGGAAAACAUUUAAUAGUUUAAAAUAAUUUAAAAGCCAUAAAUUACGUAAUGACUAGUCUUUGGAUGAAUGUUUGUCGUUUCCUGCUCAAGGUAUAUCUCAUUUAUAAUUAUUUAUAUAAUGAAAAAGGAAGUAAAUGUGUUUUGUAAUCUGAAAUCAUAUUUAAUAAGUUUUUAUUGUAAGGAAGAAAGAUAUCCAUCUCUAAUUAAAUAUGUUUAAAAAUGCUUAGUACCUAUCCUGUUUCUAAUAUAGUCUCGUCUAUUUAUUAUGAAAUAAAAAAAAUAUUUUACGUCAUAAAGCAUGUUGAUUCGCAAACAAUAAAAUGUCUAGUUAUCGAAAAGACAUUUGUUAUAUUUUUACAAACGUGUCAAAUAAAAGUAUAUAUAAUUUAAAUAAAUAAGAACAAUUAUGUAAAACACGUGACAGUAAAUAAUGUGUUUUUUUUUUAUGGAAUUUAUAAUGAUUUUGUAAAUUUAAGAUACGUAACAAUAAAAACAAUAUUUAAAUAUAUAUUUUUACAAAUAUAC